GAUCCUCAUCUGAGCUCAUGUAUGAUCCAGACGUGGUUUGCAUGGAUUCCCUGUAUAUUCCUAUGGCUUAGCAUUCCAUACAUUAUCUAUAAUUGUUUUAAAUCAUCGGACAAACCAUCAAUUGAUUGGAAUUUAUAUAACACAAGUCGUUUAGGUCUGACAAUUGUCGGCACAAUUGUCCUAUUUUUUGAACUAAUAUUCAGUUUGGUUCGCAAAUAUCAAUGGUUGGACAGUCCGAGUACGGCCUAUAUUAUUAUGACAGCCAUACAAACAGCUACCAGACUAGCCCUGUGUAUCAUUUUUUAUGCCCAACGCCGCUGUGGUGUCCAUCGAAGCGGUUGUGUUUGGCUAUACCUAUUGAUUGAUACACUUUUGAGUAUACUAUCCAUUGUUACAUACAGUACAGCACCGGACGAUAGGCUCAGAUACUAUGAGUUUAUAUUGAGAUGUAUAUCAUUUUCAUUGACUGGACUGUUGUUAAUCUUAACAACAUUUGCCGAUAAACUACCGAUAAUAGAUAUGGAUGGCCAGUUAGCAGACACUUAUAGCAAUCGCCAUCACCAACAACAACGUAAAGUGUGUCCAAGAGAGAGGGUAUCCUUUAUAUCAAAGAUAACCUACCAUUGGAUAGAUAUGCUGUUUAUAAACGGUUGGCGAAAAUCUCUAGAAUUACAAGAUCUAUGGCCAUUGCGUUCAGUGGACAGUAGUCUAACUAAUUAUAAAAUGUUUGCAAAACAUUGGUUUCUAAAUAAUAAUAAAAAAUUCAAUGUAGAAAAAAUUAGUGACAAAACUAUUUUACAAAUAAAUCCAACCAACACCACCACCAACAUAACCAAUCAACAUUAUGAUACAAAUAAUCAACAUCAUACUAGUGUGUUCAUGGUCAUAUUCAAAAUGUUUGGCCUGGAUAUUAUCGGUCCAAUUAUAUUGGUUAUGGCCGCCUAUACUAUACAAACUGUACAGCCACUUAUUAUCAAAUUAUUAAUUGAUUUUGUUGGUGACAAUUAUGAAUAUAAAUGGCACGGAUAUAUCUAUACAGUACUGUUAGUUGUAACCAAUGUUGUCUACUCUUUUUUUAACGCAUAUUCAUUUGAAAUAAUCAAUACAAUGGGAUUAAGAGUUAAAUCGUGUCUAACAUCAGCCAUAUAUCGCAAAGCACUGGUAUUAAGCAAUGAUAGCAAACGGCUCACACCUAAUGGAGAAAUUGUUAAUUUGAUGACAGUUGACUGUCAACGUAUUUUAGACUAUCUUCAAUAUCCGCAAUUGAUAUUUACAAUACCCAUACAGAUCGGUUUGGCCGUCUAUCUGAUCUAUCGUCAAGUAGGUGUGGCCGCUUUUGUAGGACUGGGCUUAUUGAUUGCCGUUAUACCAAUCAGUCUAUUUCUAACCGUAUUCAAUGGUUCGGCUAAACAAAAACAGUUUGAAUUCAAGGAUCGUCGGCUAAAUUUGAUGAACGAAAUACUGAAUGGUAUGAAAAUAUUGAAAUUAUAUGCCUGGGAAGUACCCUAUAUGUCAAUGGUUAACAAAAUACGUAACCGUGAACUAAGACAUAUGCUAUCCGCCGGCUUAUGGCUUGCAUUGACACUCGCACUGACCUAUUCGGCGCCAAUGUUGGCACAGUUGGCCACUUUCGGUACGUUUACCGCAUUGCAAGGGGGCGACCAAAUCAAUGCCCAACGUAUAUUUGUAUCCGUAUCGCUAUUUAACAUACUUAAUUUAAGCAUUAUACUAUUGCCCUAUGCAUUUAAUUCGAUCAGCAUGAUUUAUGUAUCACUGAAACGUAUCGACGAUUUUCUUAAAUUACCCGAACAUUACAAUUAUGUUACAAACAAUUAUAACAAACAAUUUGUUGUAACCAUAGAUAAGGCAUCACUUUCAUGGAUUGGUAGCCAAAAUGAUUUGCAAACAACAACAACAAUAAAAAGCAUAACAACGACCACAACUGACAAUAACAUUACAUUGAAUAACAUAAAUCUUGACAUCAGUAACGGUAUGUUUGUGGCAGUGGUCGGCGGUGUCGGCUCUGGCAAGAGUUCACUGAUGUCGGCACUGAUCGGUGAUAUGGAACUGAUUGGCGGUUCAGUCAAUAUAGCACAGGGCCAUAGUAUGGCAUAUGUUCCCCAACAGGCAUGGAUACAGAAUGCAACCCUCAAAGACAACAUACUGUUUGGCAAACCAUACGAUCCGAUUAGAUACAGGCAAGUACUGAGUGCCUGUGCUCUCGAACAGGAUCUUCGUCAACUGUCCGGCGGAGAUGAGACCGAAAUCGGCGAAAAGGGUAUCAAUUUGAGUGGCGGUCAGAAACAGAGAGUCAGCUUAUGUCGGGCCGUCUAUUCCGAUGCCGACAUCUAUUUGUUUGACGACCCGUUAUCCGCAGUGGACAGUCAUGUGGGCAAACAUAUUAUGACCGAAGUAUUUGAUUCACGAACCGGUUUAUUGAAAAACAAGACCCGUAUUUUGGCCACCAAUCAGCUGUUUGUAUUGCCCGAUGUCGACCGUAUUGUCGUAUUGAAAGACGGCUCAGUAGCCGCUAUCGGUACCUAUGAACAACUGUUGGCCGAUAAUCGUGAGUUUGCCGAUUUGGUCGCACAAUACUCGACAAAUAAUAACGAAAAACAACAACAACAAGAUUUUGAUGAUAAUGUUAGAGAUGUUAGCGAUUAUAUGACGGAUAAUAUUAUAAUAGAUAACAACAACAGCAUAUCAAUAGCACCUACCGUUUGCAAUGACCAACAAUUGAUGACUACACCAACCAUUACGGAGACACAGCUUAUCGAUGAAGAACGGGUAGAGUCCGGACGUAUUAAGUUUAGUGUAUACAUAAAAUAUAUACGUUCAACAACUAUACUAUUAUUUUGUACAUUUAUGAUAAGCCUAAUGGGAACCAUUGGCUGCUUAAUGGGAACGUUUAAUUGGCUAUCGAAAUGGACAUCGGAUAUCCAUAGCGGAGCCAAUGCCGGUUACUAUCUAUCGAUAUACGGCGGACUGAUUGCCGGCUUUAUGGUAUUGUCAAUGAUGUCAUUGACUGGUUUGAUUGCCGGCGCCCGACGGGCUGCCCAUCAAUUGCACGGUCAGAUACUAUCAAGUGUAAUGCAUGCGCCCAUGUCGUUUUUCGAUACAACACCAUUGGGUCGUAUAAUGAACCGAUUUGGUAGAGAUCUCGAUGUUUUGGACGGACAGAUAUUUGAAUAUCUUUUUUUUUUCUUCUACCAAUUUCUAUUACUAAUUGCCGGACUAAUAAACAUUUGUGUAGUGACGCCACUAUUUUUGGCCCCACUUGUCGUUGUUAUCAUAAUUUAUGUGUUAUUUCAGAUAUUUUACAUCAACACAUCGCGUCAAUUAAAAAGAUUAGAGUCGACUACUCGAUCGCGAAUCAUAUCGCACUUUGAAGAGUCGGUCAACGGUCUGUCCAGUGUACGGGCCUAUCAAUGUUCCGAAAGGUUUAUACGGGAAAUAGAGUACCGAUUGGACGCCAAUCAGAAGUGUCUGUUUCCCAAUAUUUUGUCCACCAGUUGGCUACAGAUACGGAUGGCUGUUCUAAGCAAUCUAUUGAUAUUUUUUGCCGCAUUGUUUGCCGUACUGGCCAAAGAUCGGCUAACUGGCGGUUCGAUUGGCGUAAGCCUAUCGCUGGCCAUAGCUUUGAUGCCGUCGUUUGAGAGUCUAAUUCGUGGAUUUAUUCAGAUUGAAAACUGUAUCGUUUCAGUGGAACGGGUGGAUGAAUAUACUAAACUAAAACCCGAAGCCGACUGGCAUUCGACAGUUGAAUUGCCAACUGAUUGGCCGUCUAGCGGUUCGGUUAGGUUUGAUGGCUACGGUACCCGAUAUCGUCCCGGUUUGGAUCUGGUGUUACGCGGUAUUGAUGUAUGCAUUAAACCCAGUGAAAAGAUAGGUAUUGUUGGCCGUACAGGUGCUGGAAAGUCAUCGUUAACAUUGGCACUGUUUCGUAUCAUUGAGCCGGCAAUGGGUAACAUUGUUAUCGACGACAUCGACAUCAGCCGAUUAGGUCUCCAGGAGUUAAGAUCACGGUUGACAAUCAUACCACAGGAACCGGUACUAUAUUCGGGUACUAUUCGUUCAAAUUUGGAUCCGUUUGACAGUUAUACCGAUAGUGACUUGUGGUCAGUAUUAGAACAGUCACAUCUCAAACUAUUUGUCCAAUCGUUGGACUCUAAGCUGGACUCACCGGUUAGCGAAUCGGGCGAUAAUCUUAGUGUUGGUCAACGACAACUUGUAUGUCUGGCUCGGGCUCUACUACGACAUACAUCAGUACUGAUCCUCGACGAGGCCACGGCUGCCGUCGAUGUGGAAACCGAUGCACUUAUUCAGCGAACCAUUCGCCAGGAAUUCAGUACGUGUACUGUACUGACAAUUGCCCACCGAAUCAAUACUAUUAUGGACUCGGAUCGGGUCCUAGUGUUCAACGAUGGACGGGUAGCUGAGUUUGCCGAACCCGACGUUUUGUUGGCUAACAAAUCGACAAUUUUCUAUACACUGGCCAGAGAUGCCGGAAUUAUUUAA
Oppia nitens is the source of this 4518-nucleotide messenger RNA. Its product is annotated as multidrug resistance-associated protein 1-like. NCBI's taxonomy places the organism in Eukaryota, Metazoa, Arthropoda, Arachnida, Sarcoptiformes, Oppiidae. The record is from RefSeq and is a predicted model, not a curated record. Gene Ontology annotation, biological process: transmembrane transport. Gene Ontology annotation, molecular function: ATP hydrolysis activity; ATP binding; ABC-type transporter activity. The transcript is spliced from 12 exons. Bases 22 to 4518 code for a protein of 1498 amino acids. Gene Ontology annotation, cellular component: membrane.